UCCGCCGGGCCGCCUCCGCCGAACCGGAAGUCGCAGGCGUGACGGCACAAAACGCCCGUCGAGGGCGUCUCUUUCAGCAGCCAAUGGGCUCUGCCGACCUCCGUCCACGUCAUUGUUUUGUCUAAUCGCGGCCUGCGACGCUCGAAGGGCGGGGCGCAGAAGGAGGUACGGACACCGAGAGGGGUCAGGCGCCCAGUCGCUCCGAAGCGGGGAAGUGGGACAAGAUGGUUUACAUCUCGAACGGACAGGUGUUGGACAGCCGGAAUCAGUCUCCAUGGAGAUUAUCUUUGAUAACAGAUUUCUUCUGGGGAAUAGCUGAGUUUGUGGUUUUAUUUUUCAAAACCCUGCUUCAGCAAGACGUGAAAAAAAGAAGAAGCUAUGGAAACUCAUCGGAUUCCAGAUAUGAUGAUGGAAGAGGGCCGCCAGGAAACCCUCCCCGAAGAAUGGGUAGAAUCAAUCAUCUGCAUGGCCCCAGUCCUCCUCCAAUGGCUGGUGGAUGAGGAAGGUAAAUGUCUGCUCUAAGAAGCAGACAACUGGACAUGUGCAUUCAUAGCAGAAGGAAACCAUCAAGAAGUGGAAGGCUGAUCAUGCUGAGCAGUAGAUGAAUGUGUAUGUCCAAACAAGGACUGUUCUGUGUCCUCACAGAUGAAUGAGGUCAUGCCAGGAAUUCCCUCUGCAGGGAACUGGCCUGACUGACAUGCAGUUCCAUAAAUGUACAUGUUUGUCUCAUUACCUUUUUGUAAAGUAUUAAUAUAGUUUUAAUAAGUAAAUUUUUAGGUUGCACAAUGGACUCCUCAUCUUUAUAUUAAAUUCAUGAAAAAAACUGAAAAUAAAGCCUGUGUAUUUAGCACUGUUAGUGUCACCUUUUCAACUUCUGAAAUACCGUUCAUUGUUAACUUUUUCUCAUUUAUAAAUCACAUUGUAUUUAUUUUGGUAGUAUGCGUAUCA
Messenger RNA from Saimiri boliviensis boliviensis (Bolivian squirrel monkey), 948 nucleotides. The record is from RefSeq and is a predicted model, not a curated record. NCBI's taxonomy places the organism in Eukaryota, Metazoa, Chordata, Mammalia, Primates, Cebidae.